This is a messenger RNA of Colias croceus (clouded yellow), 720 nucleotides long. RefSeq lists its product as uncharacterized. The record is from RefSeq and is a predicted model, not a curated record. The coding region runs from base 1 to 720 and encodes 239 amino acids. NCBI's taxonomy places the organism in Eukaryota, Metazoa, Arthropoda, Insecta, Lepidoptera, Pieridae. The transcript has a single exon.
AUGAGGCUUAUCAGAGAAACCGUCGGGGAAAUAAAGUCACAAAUGCUGUCGCUUACUGAACAUAUAUCAAAAUGCAACCUUCGACUCGACGAGUACGAUAAUAAGCUGGAACAUCACGAAAAAAGAAUAAGUACAUUAGACAAUAUCAUAACUGAACUCAAAGAUCGUAUGAACUCAAACGCACAAGUUCAUCUUCGCAAUGAAGUAGAAAUAAUAGGCAUUCCAGAAACUCCAAACGAAAACCCCGCUCAUACAUUCCGCGUUAUCACUCAAAAAUUAGGUUUUCCUAUUGAAGAAUCUGAUUUGGACUUUACAACCCGGGUGGGCCCCUCGCGCAAUUACUCGCAAAAUCCUACUAAAACUAACUUCUCCCAAUCGUCUCGACCUUUAGUUGUCCGAUUUCUGAGCCGUAAUAAACGAGACGAAUUUCUUAAAAUUGGUAAAAUGAAGCAGCGCUCCAUCAACGCUCUGGACAUAGGACUCGGUGCAACAGAACUUAAAAACAUAAAUCUAUACUUCAAUGAACGUCUAACCCAAGAAAACAGAUAUUUAUUUCGUGCCGCUCGGCAACAAACAAAGGUGCAUGGAUACAAGUACUGCUGGAUUAAAAACGGCGUGGUUUACAUCCGCAAACAAGAAGGGAAUCCUGCAAUUCCUAUCAAAAAACAUGAAGACCUCCACCAAAUACUCAACCCUUUUCAAAACUCGACAAAUCCCUAA